Phyllostomus hastatus (greater spear-nosed bat) is the source of this 1248-nucleotide messenger RNA. It is a transcript of the gene ASTL, whose product is annotated as astacin like metalloendopeptidase. Gene Ontology annotation, molecular function: metalloendopeptidase activity; zinc ion binding. The transcript is spliced from 9 exons. Gene Ontology annotation, biological process: proteolysis. NCBI's taxonomy places the organism in Eukaryota, Metazoa, Chordata, Mammalia, Chiroptera, Phyllostomidae. The coding region runs from base 1 to 1248 and encodes 415 amino acids. The record is from RefSeq and is a predicted model, not a curated record.
AUGGGGGGUCUCUGGCCUUCGGUGCUGGGUCUGCUCUGUUUGCCAGGUUUGAUCCUAGGAGCGCCCGCAGCCUCCAGCUGUACAGAAGUCUGUGGGAGCAGCUUCUCGGAAGACCUGACCCCUGAGGAGACCCAGACAUCUUGGGACAAGGACAUCCCUGCGAUUAACCAAGGGCUCAUUCCUGAGGAAACACCAGAGAACAGCUUCCUCCUUGAGGGGGACAUCCUCCGGCCGAGUCCCUUCCACCUGUUGUCGGCCACAAACAACAAGUGGCCCAAAAACGGGGGUGUGGUGGAGGUACCCUUCCUGCUGUCCAGCAAGUACGAUGAGCCCAGCCGGAAGGUCAUCCUGCAGGCGUUUGCCGAGUUUGAACGCUUCACAUGCGUCAGGUUUGUUGCCUACAAUGGCCAGAGAGACUUCAUCUCCAUCGUGCCCAUGUCCGGGUGCUUCUCCAGCGUGGGGCGCAGUGGAGGGAUGCAGGUGGUGUCCCUGGCUCCCACCUGUCUCCAGAGGGGCUCGGGCAUUGUCCUGCAUGAGCUCAUGCAUGUGCUGGGCUUCUGGCAUGAACAUUCACGAGCUGACCGGGACCGUUAUAUUCGUGUCAACUGGAAUGAGAUCCUCCCAGGCUUUGAGAUCAACUUCAUCAAAUCUCGGAGCAGCAACAUGCUGGUGCCCUAUGACUACACCUCCGUGAUGCACUACGGGAGGCUUGCCUUCAGCCGGCGCGGGCUGCCCACCAUCACGCCACUCUGGGACCCCAGUGUCCACAUUGGCCAGCGAUGGAAUCUGAGCACCUCAGACAUCACACGGGUCCUCCGGCUUUAUGACUGCAGCCCGAGUGGCCCUAGUCCCCGUGGGAGAGGGUUCCAGGUGCAUGGUGAUGGUGGGAGCCCCACUCCUGCCUCUGGACCACACCUGCAGCGGCUUCUGGAGGCAUUGUUGGCAGAGUCCAGGAGCCCCAACCCCAGUGACUCCAGGGCUGGCGAGGGCCCGCUGGCGUGGGAGGCCCCCGCCUCGCAGAAGUUUGGUGUGGAGGCCUCUGCUUCCUCCACAGGCUCAGGGGCUAAGGCAGGCACUCCUGGUGUUGCCCUGGAGUCGUCCCGGCAGGCCCAAGUGCCCACUGUACCCCUAGUGCUGUCGCCAGAAGCAGAAGAGCAGCCUGCAUCUAUCCAGGCUGCUUUGGGGAACCCAGCUCUGGGUCACUUCAAGGAUAUACCCAGAGGUCAAGCCUGUAGCUUCUGUGCCUAA